AUGUCUACCCAGAAGGAAAUACAGAUCAAUAGAGAAUAUGCUGUAUCCUUAUUGGAACAGUUAAACUUGUUCUAUGAACAGCACUUGCUAACUGACAUUGUUUUAAUUGUUGAGGGCACUGAAUUCCCAUGCCAUAAGAUGGUUCUUGCUACAUGUAGCUCUUACUUCAGGGCAAUGUUUAUGAGUGGGUUGAGUGAAAGCAAGCAAACACACAUUCAUCUGAGGAAUGUGGAUGCAGCCACUUUACAGACCAUAAUAACUUAUGCUUACACAGGUAAUUUGGCAAUAAAUGACACAACAGUUGAACAGCUUUACGAAACAGCUUGCUUCCUACAGGUUGAUAACGUGUUACAUCGGUGUAGGGAAUAUUUAAUUAAAAAAAUGAAUGCUGAAAACUCUGUGCGGCUUUUGGGUUUUGCUGAUCUUUUCAGCUGUGAAGAGUUAAAACAGAGUGCCAAAAGGAUGGUAGAACACAAGUUUACAGUUGUAUACCACCAAGAGGCUUUCAUGCAGCUCUCACGUGAUCUGUUGAUAGAUAUUCUGGGUAGUGACAAUUUAAAUGUGGAAAAGGAAGAGACAGUUCGUGAAGCUGCUAUGUUAUGGCUGGAGUACAAUACAGAAUCUCGAUCACAGUAUUUGUCAUCAGUUCUUAGCCAGAUAAGAAUUGAUGCACUUUCUGAAGUUACACAAAGAGCUUGGUUUCAAGGCUUACCACCAAAUGAUAAAUCAGUAGUGGUUCAAGGGUUGUAUAAAUCUAUGCCGAAGUUUUUUAAACCAAGACUUGGAAUGACUAAAGAGGAGAUGAUGAUUUUUAUUGACGCUUCUGCUGAAAAUCCUGGUAAUCUUUACUCUUCAGUAUGUUACAACACACAGGCUGAAAAAGUUUACAAACUCUGCAGUCCUCCUACUGAUCUCCAUAAGGUUGGGAUACUUGUAACUCCUGUUAAUGAUAUUUAUAUAGCAGGUGGGCAAAUCCCACUGAAAAACGCAAAAACUGACUAUAGUAAAACUAGCAAACGUAAAGCUGCCUUCUGUGCUAUGAAUUGUUUUUAUUGGUUUGAUGCUCAGCAAAAUACAUGGUUUCCAAAGAGUCCAAUGCUGUUCGUUCGUAUAAAGCCGUCUCUUGUUUUCUGUGAAGGCCAUAUUUAUGCAGUUGGUGGAGACAGUGUUGGUGGAGAACUCAACAGAAGAACUGUGGAAAGAUAUGAUACUGAGAAAGAUGAAUGGACCAUGGUAAGCCCGCCACCCUGUGCUUGGCAGUGGAGUACAGCAGUUGCUAUUCAUAACUGCAUUUAUGUAAUGGCACACAACUUGAUGUACUGUUACUUCCCCAGAUCAGAUGCUUGGGUUGAAAUGGCUAUGAGACAAACUAGUAGAUGCUUUGCUUCAGCUGCUGUUUUUGGAGAUAAAAUAUUUUAUAUUGGAGGCUUGCAUGUUGGCAGCAACUCUGGUAUAAGGCUACCUGCUAGCACUGUAGAUGGGUCUUCCAUAACAGUGGAAGUUUAUGAUGUGAAUAAAAAUGAAUGGCAAAUGGCAGCCAGUAUUCCUGCCAAGCGGUAUUCUGACCCCUGUGUCAGAGCUGUUGUGAUUUCUAACUCUUUGUGUGUCUUCAUACGAGAAACUCACAUGAAUGAGAGAACCAAGUACACUACAUACCAAUAUGACAUGGAACUUGAUUGUUGGUUCUUGUGGCAGCAUAUAUCUGAGCGGGUACUCUGGGAUUUGGGAAAAGAUUUUCAAUGCACUGUGGGAAAAUUGUAUCCAUCUUGUCUUGAAGAGUCCCGAUGGAAACCUCCACCGUAUUUGUUUCCUCCUGAUGGGGCUGAUGAGUUUGAUCUUGAUGGGGAAAUGGUUACACUGCCAUCUGUAUAG
Messenger RNA from Protobothrops mucrosquamatus (brown spotted pit viper), 1872 nucleotides. RefSeq names its product kelch repeat and BTB domain-containing protein 2. NCBI's taxonomy places the organism in Eukaryota, Metazoa, Chordata, Lepidosauria, Squamata, Viperidae. The record is from RefSeq and is a predicted model, not a curated record. Gene Ontology annotation, molecular function: protein binding. The coding region runs from base 1 to 1872 and encodes 623 amino acids. The transcript has 3 exons.